Thecamonas trahens ATCC 50062 is the source of this 930-nucleotide messenger RNA. RefSeq names its product UPF0246 protein. Lineage: Eukaryota; Apusomonadida; Apusomonadidae. Gene Ontology annotation, biological process: response to hydroperoxide. The coding region runs from base 1 to 930 and encodes 309 amino acids. The record is from RefSeq and is a predicted model, not a curated record. Gene Ontology annotation, cellular component: cytosol. The transcript has a single exon.
AUGUCGUAUCCUGCAGAGACAAAGGUCACCGCCGUGGACGUGGCGAGCCUCCGGUUCGGACAAAAGACGGCCCAGCUGGUGGCGGCGCUGGGCGAGCUAUCGGUGGCGGCGACAGGGAAGCUGCUGGGCGUGUCGGCGGCUCUGGCAAGCGGUGCACGGGAUGGUCAUCUUGCUCUGGCCGCAGGCAAGGCCGCAGUGCGGGAAGCUGCGCUGGCAUAUGCGGGGACGGCGUAUGUGGCACUCAAGGCCAGCGAGCUCGACAUGGAGGCUUUGGAUGCCAAGCUGCGCAUCAUCUCGGGCCUCUACGGCCUGGUCACGCCCUCGGACGAGAUCGGCUUUUACAGACUUUGCAUGGGCACCCGGCUCAAGGGCAAGCUUGAGGUCGGCGUCGACUCGCUGUAUGAGUUCUGGGGCGACGACCUGGGCAAGGCCGUGGUCUCCGAUGCCGAGGCUACCGGUGACGAACCGCCCAUCGUCGUCAACGUCGCCUCGGAUGAGUACUACAAGGCUGUCGCGGCGGAGAUUGCCCAGGCCGCCGACGACAAGCGCAUUGUCGUGGUCAACGUCAAGUUUGAGACCGCGGGGCGGUCGUCAGGCGUCUAUUCCAAGGCCGGUCGUGGUGCCUUUGUCCGCCACGUCGUCCAGUCGGCCGCCGCCACAAUGGACGAUCUGAAGGCCUUUGCCCUCGACGGCUACACCUAUUCGGCUGCAAAGUCCAAUGUCGCAUCCAAGGGCCAUGCCCACACUCUGGUCUUUACUCGGACCAAGGCACCGCCGACUGCCGCGCAGCGCAAGGCUGCCGAGCGAAAGGCGGCCAAGGCGGCCGCUGCCACCAAGACCAGCGGAAAGACCACUGGCAAGCGCAAGCGCAAGCCCGCUCCCAGCGAAUCCGAGCUCAAUCAAGGCAAGCGCAAGCUGCGGAAGCGCUGA